Molecule: messenger RNA, 1686 nt
Organism: Punica granatum (pomegranate)
Lineage: Eukaryota; Viridiplantae; Streptophyta; Magnoliopsida; Myrtales; Lythraceae
Source: RefSeq, a predicted model, not a curated record
AUGACGAAAUCAGCAAAUAACAGUGAAACGAGUGGAAACAUACCACCUGUUUAUCUCUUCACCCCCUCUGAUGGUCCCGGCACACAACUCAUUUCCUGCAAAUUAAAUGGCAGGAAUUACAACACUUGGUCUCUAGCAAUGCAAACAGCGCUUCAGGCCAAGAACAAGCUCAGUUUUAUCGAAGGAAAAGUAUUACAACCAGCAGAAGGAGAACCUCACCGUGAGCAGUGGGUGACUUGUAAUUCGAUGCUCCUCUCAUGGAUUUUCAAUCACCUGGACGAAGGGUUACAGAACUCAGUGGCAGGAGCGAGAAAUGCAAAAACUCUCUGGGACGAUCUUAAAGAACGAUUUUCCCAAGGUAAUGAAGCAAAAAUUCAUCAGCUUAAGACUGAUAUUUGUUUGCUCAGACAAGAGAAAAGAUCAGUUUCAGAGUAUUAUUCAAAGUUAAAGAGUCUCUGGGAUGAAUUAGAUAUGUAUCUCGAUUUACCCGUAUGUUCAUGUGAUGCUGGAGCUCGACUAAUGGCUUACAAGGAAAAGGAGAAAUUGCAUCAGUUCCUAAUAGGACUCAAUCCCGAGUUCCAGACCAUCCGCUCUCAAAUUUUGAGCAUGGAGCCACUGCCAAAUGCGAAUAGGGCACAUUCGAUUGCAGCAAACGACGAGGCACAACGAUUAAUCACACACGGCAGAGAAACAAUUUCUGAAUCGCUCGGUUUUGCAGCAAAAAUUAGUCACGAUUUCGGGGGAGGAUCAAACCCUAACCCUAAUUUUAGCAAUUUCACCAGAGGAGAAAACAAACCUCGAAGCCGCCCGUUCUGCGACUACUGCGGCCGGAAUGGCCAUGUUCGGGCCACUUGCUAUCGGCUGAAUGGGCAUCCGGGUUCCGACCAGAGAAAUCCGAAGGGAUCCGGCGCUGGUGGCGCUCGGCUGGGCGUGAGGAACUCGGCAUCUUCUCCCUCGGCUCUGCAGAACAAACAAGGAGGAGGAGGAGGAGUCGGGUUUUCGUUUUUAGGAGACCCGGGUAACUCCUAUUCGGGUGGCCCAUCUCAUCAGCGCCAAGCCCAACUGAAUCGUGGGCAAUGGAGACCCGGUCCGUCGGCCCAACAGGGUUUCUAUCAUCAGCCAGCCCAACAUUCCUUUAUAGGCGCAGGAAACUAUACUGCGGCACAGGCCCAUGCCGAAACACCUGCGGACCUUAGUAAAUUGGCCCAUCUUUCUGAGGCCCAACUACAACAACUUAUGUCAAUGAUUCCUCGCGAUGAUGGUGAGGUUAAUCGUCUAAGUGGUGAGACUUUUGAACCUAUUACCUCAAAUCUUGACUGGAUUAUUGAUUCGGGAGCUUCACGACAUAUGACUGGCAGCCUGGAUAAUCUUUUUGAUAUUACUCCCGUCAAUAAUGGUCCACUUAUUCAUGUUCCAAAUGGAACAACAAAAGCUACUUUUAUAGGCAAAGUUUCUUUUGGAGCCAAUUUGAUACUUCAAAAUGUUCUUUAUGUGCCGGAUUUCAAUUGUAACUUAUUGUCUGUGGCUCAAUUAUCUUGGGAACAUAAUUGUAGUGUACACUACAUUUCUGAUUUAUGCUUGAUCCAGGACCGCAUCUCGGGGAGUAUGAUUGGAGUGGGUGAACUUCACGGGGGGUGUGGAUUUUACGACGAGUAUCCUCAUCUCUUCAGAAACUACGGGCAAUGA